AUGUCGUCCUCGUCUCCAGACCAACCCUCCUCCUAUACCCAGAUGGCCGAUCGUGAUCUUGAAGACAUCGGCAAACACUGCGAAUUCGAGUUCUGUCGGCAGUUAGAUUUCCUUCCGUUCAGAUGUGAAUCGUGCAAGGGGACCUUCUGCCUUGACCACCGAACCGAAACAACCCAUAAAUGCCCCAAGGCAGGAGAAUGGGCAGCCCGUCGACGAGCUGGGCAGAAUGGCACAGCAUCUACGACACCCUUACAGCUCUCUGAGAAACCUACCGUCUACAACUCCACCCAGUGCUCGCAUCCGUCAUGCAAGGCCCUAAUCUAUACGAUGGCGAAUGCAGGUGUCCACUGCCAGAACUGCAAUAGGGAAUACUGUCUCUCCCACCGGAUGAGGGAGGACCAUGAUUGCAGCAAUCUCAUACCCCUGGGCACCAGCGCGGCAUCAGUGGCCUUCACAUCCUCUGCUGAAAAGGCGCGGCAGGCCUUCUCCCGCCUACGCAGCUGGGGCAAGGGCAAGUCAUCCUCCGCUACCACUUCUCCGGCCUCUAAACCCAAGGCAAAGCCUCCCUCUGCCGCGUCACGAAUGGCGCGGUUAAAUACUCUAAAAAAGAACGCUAAAGGAGAUUCGAACCUUGAUGUGUCCAAACGCUUCUACCUCCAUGUUGAAGCCUCUGCAGAUACGACCACUGCUAAGUAUCCUACCGGAGAUUUCUAUUUCGACAUGGGAUGGAGUGUGGGCAAGAUACUGGACGAUGCUGCGCGAAGGCUACAGGUGCAGAAUGUGAAUAAUCGUUCUGCGGGAGAGGAGGACCGGCUCAGGAUCUUCCACGUUGAGGGAGGCAAGCUGCUAGACUUUUCUAGUAAGAUAGGGAACUGUUCUGUGGCUCAGGGGGAUACUAUUGUAUUGCUUAGGGGUGUUGGGCCACCAGUACCUGAUUUGAUCGAAAUGUAG
Molecule: messenger RNA, 951 nt
Organism: Microsporum canis CBS 113480
Lineage: Eukaryota; Fungi; Ascomycota; Eurotiomycetes; Onygenales; Arthrodermataceae
Product: AN1-type zinc finger protein 1
Exons: 1
Coding region: 1-951 (316 amino acids)
Cellular component (GO): cytoplasm
Molecular function (GO): zinc ion binding
Source: RefSeq, a predicted model, not a curated record